UUAUUGAUCUGGAACUAUGGGACUCAUGUGCUUGUCUUCCGAGAGACGAAAGACUUAUAAGUGCUCAUGGGCAUCAGGUUCGUCCUUAGGGAAGCACACUUAACUCAUUCCCAAGCACAUCAUCAGGCCUGAUAUUUCACUGGUCUCAACCAAUUAGACAUUCCUCGUGGACCCUACAAAGACCGUUUACAUCCAAAGUGACAAUGUCCAGCCACCUCGAGUUGCUGAAGCAGACAUGGGCUUUGCUUGAUCGAUUUAGCAAGUUUGCCGAUCAGGUAGUGAUUGGUGAGGAUGGACUCACCCUAGCAGCCGUUGUGGCCGUUUCAAGGGCUUCUGCAAAGGUAUCAAUGCAAACGUCGCCUGAGCUGAUGCAGCGCUUGACGAGAUGUGUUGACACCAUGAAUGCGGAACUUGAGAAGGGAGGACAGAUCUAUGGAGUCAAUACAGGGUGUGGGGGCAAUGCAAACACCCGCACAAGCAAGCUGCAGAUCAUCCAGCACUCGUUCUUUCAGCACCACCAGGCAGGAAUUCUUCCACAACUUGUCCAUCCUCGAGGCAAUACCUUGUGUGGUAUGAACCAGGAACGUCAAAGCCUCUCUCCUGAGAUCACUCGCGGCACCAUUCUCCUCCGCUGCAAUUCUCUCCUCCGCGGUCACUCAGCCGUUAGAAUCGAGGUCAUCGAACUCCUUCUUCGGGUCCUGAACGAGGGAUUUGUGCCACUAAUCCCCCUAAGGGGUAGCAUUUCCGCCUCGGGAGACCUGUCUCCUCUCUCAUACGUCGGGGGUCUGGUGGAGGGGAAUGCCGACGUGUUUGUGCGGUUCGAGGAAGAUGGCAAGCAGAUCGUCAUCUCAGCGGCAGAUACUCUGCAGCGCUUGGGUCUUGAUCCCCUGAAGCUGAAUGCUAAAGAGGGCCUAGGCAUCAUGAAUGGCACAGCUGUCAGCACUGCAGCGGCCAGCGUCGCUCUUUAUGAUUGCCAACAGAUGGCCCUCCUGGCACAGGUCCUAACUGCUAUGGCGACCGAAGCGCUUCUCGGAACCGUGGAUAACUACCACGAGUUCAUCUCCCAAUGUCGACCCCAUCUUGGACAAGCUGAAGUUGCCAGCAACAUUCGAACUUUCCUGCGCGGCUCUGCCCUCUGCCAUAAAACCGACCCCAAGAAAACAGGGCUGGUGCAGGAUGGUUACUCACUACGAACUGCGCCCCAGUGGAUCGGCCCUCAGCUCGAAGAUCUUCUGCUAGCUGCCCGCCAGAUUGACAUUGAGUUGAAUUCCACGACAGACAACCCGUUGAUCGAUGUUGAAGGGCAGCGCUUUCACCACGGUGGCAAUUUCCAAGCUGCGUCCGUGACCAGUGCAAUGGAGAAAUGCCGAUCCAGCCUGGUGAUGCUCGGAAAGAUGAUCCUUGGCCAGUGUGCAGAGGUGAUUAAUCCAUCUCUGAGCAGGGGUCUUCCUGCGAAUCUAGCGCUGGAUGAUCCUAGUCUCUCAUUCGCGGCCAAGGGCCUCGAUAUCAACAUGACGGCAUACUACUCAGAGCUUGCAUUUCUGAGCAAUCCGAUCAACAACCAUGUUCAUUCCGCUGAGAUGAAUAACCAAUCCGUCAACUCCCUAGCGUUGAUUUCGGCCCGAUAUACUAGUGAAUGUGUGCAAAUCUUGUCAAUGAUGUAUGCUGCCCAACUGUACAUUCUUUGUCAAGCUCUGGAUAUCAGAGCUCUGAACAUGGACUUCUUUGCCAAGGCCAAAGCGAAAUCAAGGACUGCCUACCAGGGGAUAUUCGGGCAUAGUUUCAAGUUAGGCUCGAUCGAUUUCGAAUUGGUAUGGACACAGAUCAUUUCCACUUGGGAUCAGACAGGCCAUCUUGAUCUCGCAGAUCGGUGUCACCACGUUGCCACCCAGUCAUUCGCUCAUCUUCUUGACGCAGAGAUGCGAGAAACGAACACUUUGUCGUCCACCUCGUGUGACCAGGUCAAACAGUGGAAGGAACGGCUGUUGGAGGUUUUGGCCACCUGCUACGACGAGACUCGGCAGGAGUUCAUCAAGUCUCCCUCGACUUGCACCUACUUAGGUGAGGCAAGCAAAGCAAUGUACCAGCUUGUCCGGCAUGACCUUGAAAUUCCCUUGCAUCAAGGUAUCCGCGAUCAUCCACCACUUGCGGCAGCCGCAGGAGAAUCCGAAGGCAAGAAAACCAUCGGCUCGUAUGUAUCGCGGAUAUACGUGGCACUGAGUGAAGCGAGAUACGUUGAGCGACUGCGUAGCCUGGCUGCCUUGAAAUGAGAGACCGCAUAAUUGACGAG
Aspergillus japonicus CBS 114.51 is the source of this 2290-nucleotide messenger RNA. RefSeq names its product aromatic amino acid ammonia-lyase. The coding region runs from base 204 to 2270 and encodes 688 amino acids. Gene Ontology annotation, cellular component: cytoplasm. Lineage: Eukaryota; Fungi; Ascomycota; Eurotiomycetes; Eurotiales; Aspergillaceae. Gene Ontology annotation, molecular function: ammonia-lyase activity. The record is from RefSeq and is a predicted model, not a curated record. The transcript is spliced from 3 exons. Gene Ontology annotation, biological process: L-phenylalanine catabolic process.